Trichomycterus rosablanca is the source of this 6597-nucleotide messenger RNA. Its product is annotated as unconventional myosin-XVIIIa-like. The record is from RefSeq and is a predicted model, not a curated record. The transcript has 42 exons. Gene Ontology annotation, cellular component: myosin II complex; myosin filament; cytoplasm. Lineage: Eukaryota; Metazoa; Chordata; Actinopteri; Siluriformes; Trichomycteridae. Gene Ontology annotation, molecular function: actin filament binding; ATP binding; cytoskeletal motor activity. Gene Ontology annotation, biological process: actomyosin structure organization. The coding region runs from base 342 to 6503 and encodes 2053 amino acids.
CCUUCGUUCAGGUUAAAGCAGAGGAAGACCCUGUUGCUCUCCUGCAGGCGGCCCAUGCUGCUGCCCUGCCUCCCAAGGUGAAGACUGAGGAACAGAUAGCUGCAGAACAAGCUUGGUAUGGUACAGAAAAAGUGUGGCUGGUUCACAAAGACGGCUUUUCUUUAGCAACUCAGCUGAAGACAGAGGAGGGAACAGUUCCAGAGGGAAAAGUGAAGAUCCGUCUGGAGCAUGAUGGGGAGUUACUGGAAGUGGAUGAGGAUGAUGUGGAGAAGGCAAACCCUCCUUCAUAUGACAGCGUGGAGGACCUAUCAGCCCUUCUUUAUCUUAAUGAAUCCAGCGUCAUGCACUCUCUGCGUCAGCGUUAUGGUGGUAAUCUCUUUCACACGUAUGCUGGGUCCAACCUGGUGGUCAUCAACCCUCUUAGCACUCCGUCCAUGUACUCCGAGAAGGUGAUGCACAUGUUUAAAGGCUGCCGGAAAGAAGACACAGCACCUCACAUCUACGGUGUGGCCCAGGCUGCAUACCGUAAGCUCCUGACCACCCGUCAGGAUCAGUCUGUUGUACUGCUGGGUAAGAGCGGAAGUGGAAAGACCACCAACUGCCAGCAACUUGUGCAGUACCUAGUGACCAUUGCAGGCAGCAACAGCAAAGUGUACUCAGCUGAGAAGUGGCAGGCUGUUUACACCAUCCUGGAAGCCUUCGGGAACUGCAGUACGCCCAUGAACGCCAACGCCAGUCGCUUCUCCCAUAUCGUCUCUCUGGACUUUGACCAAGCCGGUCAGGUGGCAUCAGCUUCAAUCCAGACCAUGCUGCUGGAGAAGAUGAGAGUGGCACGGCGCCCAGAGGCUGAAUCUACGUUCAAUGUUUUUUAUUACCUAAUGGCAGGAGCUGAGGGGUCUCUCAAGACCGAGCUGCACUUCAACCACUUUGCAGAGAACAGUGCAUUCGGGAUCCUGCCUCAGUUGAAGCCUGAGGAGAAGCAGAAGGUCUCUCAGCAGUUCACUAAACUCCAGGCUGCUAUGAAAGUGCUAAGCAUUUCUACAGAGGAGCAAAGGGCAUUCUGGCUGGUGUUGGGCGCCAUCUACCAUCUGGGAGCUGCAGGAGCAACUAAAGCAGGCCGUAAGCAGUUUGCCAGGCAUGAAUGGGCCCAGAAGGCAGCUUAUCUUCUGGGUUGCACCCUAGAAGAGCUCUCAUCCUCAAUCUUCAAACCCCAUGCCAAGGGAACCCUGCCACGAACCUCCAGUGCCCGCCAAGGGGUAGAAGACUCCCUAGACACUGCAGGAUUGAAGGCCACAGCGAUGGAGUGUUUGGAAGCCAUGGCUACUAGUUUAUACUCUGAGCUUUUCACACUCCUCAUCUCCCUCAUCAACAGAGCCCUUAAGUCCAGCCAGCACUCUCUGUGUUCGUUUCUUAUCGUGGACACUCCAGGCUUUCAAAAUCCUCGACAGAUGAAGAGUGAGAGAGGUGCCACCUUUGAGGAGCUCUGUCACAAUUAUGCUCAAGAGCGUCUACAGGCUCUUUUCCACGAGCGCACUUUUGUACAAGAACUGGAACGCUACAAGGAGGAAAACAUUGAGCUUGCACUGGAUGAUGUGGAACCGAGUCCUUCACUGUCUAUUUCUGCUGUAGAUCAGGCAUCCAGCCAAGCACUGGUACGGACGCUGGCUAGGACUGAUGAGGCGAGAGGUUUGCUCUGGUUGAUGGAAGAGGAGGCGCUGCAGCCGGCAGGAUCAGAUGAAACUCUGCUGGAGAGACUUUUUGGCUACUAUGGUCCUGCAGAGGGAGAGAGCAAAGGCCACACGUUGCUGCUGAAGAGUGAGAGGCCGCAACAUUUCUUACUCGCCCACAGCCAUGGCACAGACUGGGUGGAGUACGAUGCACGUGGUUGGUUAAACCAUGCCAGGCAAAACCCCGCCUCACAAAAUGCAGCCAGUUUGCUGCAAAAUUCACAGAAAAAGAACAUCAGCUUGUUGUUCCUGAAUCGUUCCAGCAGUGCCACAGUGCUGUCAGGCUCCAUCGCUGGGUUGGAGGGCAGCUCUCAGCUUGCCCUGCGCCGCGCUACCAGCAUGAGGAAGACCUUCACCACUGGUGUAGCUGCUGUGAAAAAGAAAUCCCUUUGCAUACAGAUCAAGCUCCAAGUGGAUGCUCUGCUUGACACAGUUCGGCGGUCACGGGUUCACUUUGUGCACUGCCUGGUACCCAGGGUAGAUGCUUUACAAAGUUCCAGCUCUGAACUGCAGAACGAGAGCUGUGAUCCGGGACUCAUGCAGCUGGACGUGCCAUUACUGAGAGCUCAGAUCCGUGGAUUAAAACUGCUCGAUGCUCUACGCAUCUACAGACAAGGUUACCCAGACCACAUGGUGUUCUCUGAAUUCCGGCGACGUUUCGACGUCCUUGCUCCACACCUGUCUAAAAAACUUGGACGUAACUACAUUGUGAAGGAUGAGAAGAGGGCGGUUGAAGAACUGCUGGAGUCUCUGGAUUUGGAGAAGAGCAGUUAUCACAUGGGUCUGAGCAGGGUGUUCUUUAGAGCAGGCACCUUGGCUAAAUUAGAGGAACAGAGAGAUGAACAGACCAAGCGCAACAUCACGCUGUUCCAGGCUGCCUGCAGAGGGUACCUGUCCCGCCAGGCCUUCAAGAAGAGGAAGGUUCAGGAUCUGGCCAUCCGCUGCAUCCAGAAGAACAUCAAGAAAAACCGCGGUGUGAAGGACUGGCCCUGGUGGAAGGUCUUUACCAACGUGCAGCCCCUCAUUGAAGUGCAGCUCACCGAGGAGCAGAUCCGAGGCAAAGAUGAGGAACUCCAGCUACUGAAAGCGAAGCUGGAGAAGGUGGAGAAGGAGAGGAACGAGCUCAGACUAAACACAGAUCGGCUGGAAAGUAGGAUCACAGAGAUAUCGACAGAGCUGGCAGAUGAGAGGAAUACCAGUGAGUCAGCAUCUCAGCUGCUGGAGACUGAGACAGCCGAGAGACUUCGCGUGGAGAAGGACAUGAAGGACCUGCAGACAAAAUAUGAUGAAUCGAAAAAGCAAAUGGCUUCAAUGGAAAUGGAGGUGAUGGAAGCACGGCUUUUUAGAACAUCAGAAUUAAACGGCGAGAUUGACGACGAUGACGACACUGGUGGUGAAUGGAAGCUGAGGCAUGACCGAGCUGUUAGAGAAAUAGCGUUCACUAAGAAGAGAUUACAACAGGAGUUUGAUGACAAGUUGGAGACGGAGCAGCAGAACAAGAGAACUCUAGAAAGAAAACUCGCUGACCUGCAGGCAGAUCAUGAUGAGACCCAGCGCUCUGUGCAGCAGGCAAAGAAGAAAUGCCAGAGACUUAUGGCUGAACUGCAGGACACCAAACUGCACAUGGAGAACCAGCAGAGCCGCAACCACGAGCUGGAAAAAAAGCAGAGAAAGUUUGAUUUGGAGCAGAACCAGGCUCAGGAUGAAGUACAGAGAGAGAGGACUCAGCGGGAGAAACUGGCCAGAGAAAAAGAUGUGCUGACUGGAGAGGUGUUUACACUCAGGCAACAACUACAGGAUAAGGAGCUGGAUCUGUGUGGGCUAAAUGUGAAGCUGGAGCAGCUGGAGGCUGAGCUGCAGGAUCUCUCCUCUCAGGAGUCAAAGGACGAAGCAUCACUGGCCAAGCUGAAAAAGCAGCUUCGAGACCUGGAGGCAAAGGUCAAAGAUCAAGAGGAGGAACUGGAUGAACAGGCUGGAACCAUUCAGAUGCUCGAACAGGCUAAGCUACGUCUGGAGAUGGAGAUGGAGAGGCUGAGACAGACACAUUCUAAAGAGAUUGAGAGUAAAGAUGAAGAGGUGGAGGAGAUCAGACAGUCCUGUAGUAAGAAGCUGAAGCAGAUGGAGGUGCAGCUGGAAGAGGAAUACACUGAUAAGCAAAAGGUUCUUAGGGAGCGAAGGGAGUUGGAGAGCAAACUGCUGAGCGCUAACGACCAGGUCGGUCAAAGAGACGUGGAGGCGGAGAGGCGUCUGAAGAAAGAUCUGAAGCGAACCAAGGCUUUGCUGGCUGAUGCUCAGAUGAUGCUUGAUCAUAUGAAAAGCAAUGCGCCAAGCAAGAGGGAAAUCUCACAGCUUAAGAACCAGCUGGAAGAGUCACAGUUUACCUGUGCAGCUGCUGUAAAAGCUCGCAAGUCCAUGGAGCUGGAGAUUGAGGACCUGCACAUACAGAUGGAUGACAUUUCCAAGGCCAAAAUGUCUUUGGAGGAGCAGAUCAGCCGUCUGCAGAGGGAAAAGAACGAUCUGCAGUCUCGUCUGGAGGAGGAUCAGGAGGACAUGAACGAGCUGAUGAAAAAACACAAAGCAGCUGUGGCUCAGUCUACGAGGGAUCUGGCUCAGAUCAGUGACCUGCAGGCUCAGAUAGAGGAAGUCGGAAAGGAGAAGCAAGAGAUUCAAGACAAGCUGCAGUCUCUGCAGAGCCAGCUAGAGUUUCAGGAACAGUCUAUGGUUGAAAAGUCACUGGUCAGCAGACAGGAGGCCAAGAUCCGUGAGCUGGAGACCAAGCUGGAGUUCGAGCGGACCCAGAUUAAACGCCUGGAGACUCUAGUAGCGAGGCUGAAAGAGAACCUGGAAAAAAUUACCGAGGAAAAGGACCAGCGAGUAACCGGUGAGAACCGCGAGAAAGAGCAGAACAAGCGCAUGCAGAGGCAGAUUCUCAACAUCAAGGAGGAGAUGACGGAGCUGGCCAAGAAAGAGGCGGAGGCCAGCCGCAAGAAACACGAACUGGAAAUGGACAUUGAAAGCCUAGAAGCAGCCAAUCAGAGUCUUCAGGCAGACCUCAAGCUAGCCUUUAAGAGGAUUGGUGAUCUGCAGGCGGCCAUCGAGGAUGAGAUGGAGAGUGACGAUAACGAUGAUCUCAUUAACAGUUUGCAGGACAUGGUGACUAAGUAUCAGAAAAGGAAGAACAAAAAUGAUGAUGACUCGGACAUGGACUCAGAGGUUGAGGACCGAGUGGACGGGGUGAAGUCAUGGCUCUCAAAGAAUAAGGGCUCCACCAAGAACCUAUCAGAUGAGGGCAGCAUGAAGGCCCCCAGCUUGAAAUACCCUAAUGCAGCAAAUGCUGAUGUCAAAGACAUAAAAGAAGGGAAAGAGGGUAAAGAAGGGCAGGAAGCAAAAGAUGGCUAUAGAGAUGGCAAAGACACAGUACAAAGUAGGUCAGUCUCUGUGAUGAGUUCACUUAGCUACAGAAAACGUUCCAACCUAAAGGACUCCAUUGGAGGAACCGGGGAUGAGAGUUCCCUCUUUAGUGCGCUAAAGGAGCAACCAGACUCCCUGGAUCGCUCAUCGCUCCGCAAAGCCAAGAACAAGUCCAAUGAUAAAGCUGGAGAAGAUUUUGAUGACCGGAGUUCUGUUAUAUCACAAGCUUACUCUGAGGCUACCAGCAGAGCCAGGAAAGGUCUGGAAAGGCGUUGGACCAAGAGUAGCCCAGAAUUCGACAAGGAGUCUGUUAUUUCCAGCAGAAGUUCUGUUUGUCGUGGACUGGACCAGGACGAUGUUAAGUCCACAAUGAGUGGCUACAGCCUUCGCCGGAGCACUUCAUGGAUGGAUGAUGGUCGAAGCGACUGUGGGUCAGUGGUCAGUCCCAGCUUAAGUCGCCGGUCUAGAGGACAGAGUCCUGGAAGCGCAAGCCUCAGCUCUCGGACCUCACUGGCUCGCAGCAGCCGGCUUAGCGAGUUUGAUCUCAACUUGGGAGAUGAUGAUGAUGCUAAAAGUGUGGCCUUUAGCGAGGGUGGUAUCUCGACCUACAGUCCUCGCUCUCUGGCACGUAGCCUUUCUAGUCCCACUCGGAGUCACUCUGCUGAAGGAGAAGCUCUGGACAGUCCUGAUGUGAAACCAGUCGGCCAUCGCAACUAUCUGGACCCUGAUCUGGAAAAAGCAAUCAAUGAAGUUCUCAGCUUUAAACCGAUCAAGUUCAAGCGGCGCAGUCUGGAAGACUCGGAUGAAGAUCAGGAAAAGGAUGGACCAGGUGAGGAUGACAGGAAAAGCGUAUGCAGCGUGAGAAGUUCCCUGCGAGACGACGACGAUGAUACCGGUAAAAGCUGGAGAUCAUCCAGUCUUCAGCGCUCUGCAUCUGGAUCUGCAAUAGACUACGGACGAUCCUCAAGCAGUUUAAGUUCUCGCAGCAGGAGUAGCAGUCAGAAAUCCAGGAAAAAGAAAAGCCGAGAUUCAGAAUCAGAGAGCUCUUCGGGUAAGGAACACAGGAGGAGCUCAAAGAAGAAAAGCAAGAAGAGAUCUAAGAAAGGAAGGAAGAAGGAGAGUGAAUCAGAAUCGUCCGAAUCAGAAUCUUCCGACUCAUCCUCCAGUUCCAGCUCGACUGUCUCCUACCGAAGUUCAAGCAGUGUCAAGAAAAGCCCAGGACGAGGAGCACUGGGAUCAGACGAGGAAAGAGAUCCAGAUGGUCUGGCAGAGGAGAGACCUCUGAACAAGAAGGAGGAGAAGAAGAAGAAAAAGAAAACGGACAGUGUUAUGAUGAAGUAUCUCUACAGGCCUGAUAGUGAUUAAAACAGGCAGCAGCCCCCCUGUCUACAGGAGACACCUGAUUAAUAAGGUUGAGGAAGAGAAAGAUCUUCAGCAGACCAUUGUUGCUGAUGGUCAA